CCCGCCCGCCCGCCAUGUCGCUGCACGGGAAGCGCAAAGAGAUCUACAAGUACGAGGCGCCCUGGACCGUCUACGCCAUGAACUGGAGCGUCCGGCCCGACAAGCGCUUCCGCCUGGCCCUCGGCAGCUUCGUCGAGGAGUACAACAACAAGGUCCAACUUGUUGGGCUAGAUGAAGAAAGCUCAGAGUUCAUUUGUAGGAAUACGUUUGAUCACCCAUAUCCUACUACCAAGCUAAUGUGGAUCCCAGAUACCAAGGGGGUUUAUCCAGAUCUUUUGGCGACCAGUGGGGACUACCUGCGUGUAUGGAGAGUGGGUGAAACAGAGACCAGACUUGAGUGUUUGCUGAACAACAACAAGAAUUCUGACUUCUGUGCACCACUAACGUCCUUUGAUUGGAAUGAAGUGGAUCCUUAUUUGCUGGGCACCUCAAGCAUUGACACAACCUGCACGAUCUGGGGUUUGGAGACCGGUCAGGUCUUGGGGAGAGUGAAUUUGGUGUCAGGCCAUGUCAAGACCCAGCUGAUUGCUCAUGACAAAGAGGUAUACGAUAUUGCAUUCAGCCGUGCAGGAGGUGGCAGAGACAUGUUUGCUUCUGUUGGUGCUGAUGGCUCAGUAAGGAUGUUUGACUUGCGACAUCUAGAGCACAGCACUAUUAUCUAUGAGGAUCCUCAGCAUCACCCAUUGCUCCGCCUUUGCUGGAAUAAACAGGACCCCAACUACCUUGCUACGAUGGCAAUGGAUGGCAUGGAGGUGGUGAUUCUAGACGUCCGAGUCCCUUGUACUCCUGUUGCCAGGCUGAACAACCACAGAGCAUGUGUGAAUGGCAUUGCUUGGGCACCGCACUCGUCUUGCCAUAUCUGCACAGCAGCGGAUGACCAUCAAGCUCUUAUCUGGGAUAUCCAGCAAAUGCCUCGUGCCAUUGAGGACCCAAUCUUGGCCUAUACAGCAGAGGGAGAAAUCAACAACGUACAGUGGGCAUCAACCCAACCAGACUGGAUAGCAAUUUGCUACAAUAACUGUCUCGAAAUCUUGAGAGUGUAAACACUGCUGGGCCAUAAAAGGAAAUGAAGCAGGACGAUCCCACCCCCUUCCCCUUCUAAAGCUGAGCAAAA
Euleptes europaea (tarantolino) is the source of this 1114-nucleotide messenger RNA. RefSeq names its product DDB1 and CUL4 associated factor 7 (gene DCAF7). Lineage: Eukaryota; Metazoa; Chordata; Lepidosauria; Squamata; Sphaerodactylidae. The record is from RefSeq and is a predicted model, not a curated record. Gene Ontology annotation, cellular component: nucleus. The transcript has 7 exons. Bases 15 to 1043 code for a protein of 342 amino acids. Gene Ontology annotation, molecular function: protein binding.